Molecule: messenger RNA, 4731 nt
Organism: Penicillium longicatenatum
Lineage: Eukaryota; Fungi; Ascomycota; Eurotiomycetes; Eurotiales; Aspergillaceae
Exons: 4
Coding region: 1-4731 (1576 amino acids)
Biological process (GO): ubiquitin recycling; proteasome-mediated ubiquitin-dependent protein catabolic process
Cellular component (GO): cytoplasm; nucleus
Molecular function (GO): ubiquitin binding
Source: RefSeq, a predicted model, not a curated record
AUGGGCAGUCUUUUCAGACGGAUCUUCAAGAAGGAGUCGGGGGAGGGGACGGAAGCAAAUAAAAGUGCAUCCGUGAAACCGGUUGAUAUGGUAGAACAACAAAAUGAAGUGUCGGGUUCUGCGUCUUCAAUCCUAAAGCAGUCAAAUACGGGUCCUUCUACUAUGAUCACUACUCCCUCCGAAAAGACACCCCAAACAGGACCGAACAGUGUCAACACUAAUACUGCAGUAGUGGCCGACCAAGAGACUGUUAUGCCGCCGAAUCCAACCCAAAGGGAUGUGAACAUUGAUGAAAAUGGAAUCACUUUGGUAUCUCUCUGGGACACAGCAUACGAUUUGCUCAAAGAGGAAGAGGAAACGCGCAAGUUACUUUCUGCCUAUGAGGAUCUGCUAUCUCGAGUCCCCAUCAAAGGCGACGUGACCUCCCCAUCGGCGCCAACUUGGGAGACGGACGCCAGCGAUGUCGAGAAUCGGAUCCCCCAGCAUGAUCCGGCCGCACGCCAAGGGAAAUUGAAAGAGAUAGCAAAGUCAGGCUUGCAGCAUAUGGAAGAUAAGAAGGUCAAGGUCACUAUCCUGGGUCAUGAGAUUCGUCUGCAGGACGGUGUGGGUCAGGUUGGGGAGGCUGUGGAUUGGGCUCAAACCUUCAUUAAGGAUGCGAUCAAAGAUGUGCCUUAUGCACCUGCUGUGAUGGCAGGUAUCUCGCUGGUCCUUCCGCUCUUGAAGAACCCGGCCGCUGUUGAUGAGGCAAACCGUCAGGGAUUUGCGUAUGUUACAUCGCAAAUGGGCUACUAUGCCGAAAUGGAAUCACUACUCCUACCUGAGGAUAUGAAGCCCGGAUUGAGGGCGGAUUUGACGACUCGUGUUCUUGACUUAUAUAAACUUAUAAUUGAGUUUCAGAUACGGAGUGUUGUGAGAUUCUAUCGCAAUUCGACCAAAAACUACUUCAGAAGUGUCAUCGACUAUGACGGCUGGAACGAUCAACUGGGUCACCUCAAAGAGAAAGAGGCAAGCCUCGCCCAGAAGUUCGAUACUAUUUUUUCCAGUGCAAGCUUGGAGCAGUUAAAGAAACAGGCUAAAGAAGCGGCAGCAUGGCGGCAGGCCCUGAAUGCCGACCUUCAGGAGCUUGUUUUCAUAUCUCGGAGGGCCGAGCAACGCUCGUCCGACGAUGAUUCCCGACGGUGGCUAAGCACUCUCCAGGUCACUGAUCCUAGUCUCGACAAACUUCGAAUUGAGGAAGAAAAGGGCGGUCUGCUCAGAGACUCAUAUUGCUGGGUGCUCGAUCAUGUCGAUUUUCAGAGGUGGCGGGACGCUAAACGCGGCCAGCUUCUGUGGAUCAAAGGUGAUCCUGGCAAGGGCAAGACAAUGUUGCUCUGCGGAAUCAUUGAUGAGCUAUCUAAGAUGGUUAUGCAUGAUAUCAAUAUUUCGUAUUUUUUCUGCCAGGCCACCAACAGUCGCAUUAACAAUGCUUCGGCAGUAUUGCGGGGACUUAUAUAUAUGCUUGUACGACAACAACCCUCACUUAUCACCCAUGUCCGCGACGGUCGAUUUGAGAGCGAGACUGCAUGGGUCGAAUUAUGCAAAGUUUUCACCAAUAUCCUUGAAGACCCACGCCUGGAAAGCUCCUAUCUGCUUGUUGAUGCACUUGACGAGUGCGCCGUGGACUUGGACCAACUCCUUGAUUUUCUUGUCCGGAAGUCAUCAGCUUAUUCGCGCGUUAAAUGGAUCGUUUCUAGCCGAAACUGGCCAAGUAUUGAAAAAGACCUCGACAGAACCUCGAAUUCAAAGCUAUGUCUUGAGUUAAACAGAGACACUCUGUCGGCCGCUGUGGAUUCAUUUAUCCGUCACAAGGUCAAUGAAUUGGCUGAGAGGAACAAAUACAAACCCGAGAUUCGAGAGGCUGUCCAUCAUCACCUAAAAGCGAAUUCAAAUGGUACUUUUCUCUGGGUAGCAUUGGUCUGUAGGAGACUCGCCAAGGUCGCAAGCAGGAAUGUUUGGGGGAAGUUGAAAGAUCUCCCGCCUGGUCUCGAUGAGCUUUAUAAGCGAAUGUUAAACCAGGUCGGUGAAACGGAUGACGCAGACCUUUGCAAGUCUCUUCUCUCUGUCACAAUGACCGUCUUUCGCCCUAUAACUUUUGAUGAACUAGCGUCUUGCAUCGACCUACCUGAAGAAGUUCUGGGCGACGAUGAGGCUCUGACAGAGAUAGUGGGGAAUUGUGGGUCAUUUCUGACCCAUCGAGAAGGCACAAUUUCCUUGGUUCAUCAGUCAGCCAAAGACUUUCUCCUUCGAGAAGCAUGUGGUGAGAUCUUUCCUGACGGACUAGAAAAGGUUCACUAUUCUAUCUUUUCGAAGUCAUUGCAAGUAAUUGCCAGGAAACUGCAACGUGACAUCUACGGCCUAUUUACCCCCGGAUAUCCGAUCGACCGGGUCAACCAGCCAGAUCCAGAUCCGCUAGCCGCGACAAGGUACGCGUGUGUCCACUGGGUUCGCCACCUAAACCAGUGCUCUCCUAGCAACAACGCGAUUGAAGACCUUCAGGACAGUGGCGCACUCGGGACGUUCUUGCGCCAGGACUACCUUCAUUGGCUCGAGGCUCUUGCCCUAACAAGAAGCUUAUCAGAUGGUGUAGCUUCGAUGCUAAGACUCGAGAGUUUGCUAAAGAAAACAACGGAGGACGCACAGCUAAUCAAUCGGGUUCGAGAUGCUUGUCGAUUUAUCCUGUACCAUAAAACAGCCAUUGAAAACCAGCCGCUUCAAGUAUACGCUUCAGGAAUGGUAUUUAGCCCGACUACCAGCAUAACAAGGAUUCAAUUUGAAAUGGAAGAGCCAAUGUGGAUAAGGGAAAGACCGACGAUGGAAGAGAGCUGGAGCGCAUGCCUACAGACCCUCGAGGGCCAUAGCGACUUGGUCCUCUCGGUCACAUUCUCCCAUGGUUCUAAGCUCCUCGCCUCGGCUUCCCACGAUCGCACCGUAAAGGUGUGGGAUGCCAACAGUGGCCAAUGCCUCCAGACCCUCGAGGGCCAUAGCGACGAGGUCUCCUCGGUCACCUUCUCCCAUGAUUCUAAGCUCCUCGCCUCGGCUUCCCACGAUCGCACCAUAAAGGUGUGGGAUGCUAGCAGCGGCCAAUGCCUCCAGACCCUCGAGGGCCAUAGUAACGAGGUAUUCUCGGUCACUUUCUCCCAUGAUUCUAAGCUCCUCGCCUCGGCUUCCAGUGACAACACCGUCAAGAUGUGGGAUGCCACUAGCGGUCAAUGCCUACAGACCCUCGGGGGCCAUAGCGACAAGGUCUUCUCGGUCACUUUCUCCCAUAAUUCUAAGCUCCUCGCCUCGGCUUCCGGUGAUAACACCGUUAAGAUAUGGGAUGCCACUAGCGGUCAAUGCCUCCAGACCCUCGAGGGCCAUAGCGACGAGGUCUUCUCGGUCACUUUCUCCCAUGAUUCUAAGCUCCUCGCCUCGGCUUCCAGUGACAACACCGUCAAGAUGUGGGAUGCCACUAGCGGUCAAUGUCUACAGAGCCUCAGCCAUAGGAGCUGGGUCUACUCGGUUACUUUCUCCCAUGAUUCUAAGCUACUUGCCUCGGCUUCCGAAGCUUCCACCGUCAAGGUGUGGGAUGCCAGCAACGGCGAGUGCCUACAGACCUUCGAGGGCCAUAGGAGCCCUGUCUACUCUGUUGGCUUCUCCCAUGAUUCUAGGCUCAUCGCCUCAGCUUCACAAGAUCGCACCGUGAAGGUGUGGGAUGCUAGCAGCGACUAUUGCCUACAGACCUUCGACGGCCAUAGGAUAGCGGUCUCCUCGGUCACCUUCUCCUAUGAUUCUAAGCUUCUCGCCUCAGCUUCAUACGAUAGCACCAUCAAAGUGUGGGAUGCUAGUAGUGGCCAAUGCCUCCAGACCCUCAAAGGCCAUAGCGGCGGGGUCCUCUUAGUCACCUUCUCCCAUGAUUCUAAGCUCCUCGCCUCGGCUUCCCGCGAUCGCACCAUAAAGAUAUGGGAUGCUAGCAGCGGCCAAUGCCUCCAGACCCUCGAGGGCCAUAGUAACGAGGUAUUCUCGGUCACUUUCUCCCAUGAUUCUAAGCUCCUCGCCUCGGCUUCCAGUGACAACACUGUCAAGAUGUGGGAUGCCACUAGCGGUCAAUGCCUACAGACCCUCGAGGGCCAUAGCGACAAGGUCUUCUCAGUCACUUUCUCCCAUGAUUCUAAGCUCCUCGCCUCGGCUUCCGGUGACAACACCGUCAAGAUGUGGGAUGCCACUAGCGGUCAAUGUCUACAGAGCCUCAGCCAUAGGCGCUGGGUCCACUCGGUUACUUUCUCCCAUGAUUCUAAGCUCCUCGCCUCGGCUUCCGGUCACAACACCGUCAAGAUGUGGGAUGCCACUAGUGGUCAAUGCCUACAGACCCUUCAUGUUGAAGAUGUCACUAUAAAAUCAUUCGGCAGUACCAACUCAUGUCUUGAAACUGAUAACGGUACACUCUGUUUAACUUUAGUUUCAGAUAAAGGACCGACCAACACCACCGGCCUGGAAGUGCCGCGAUUUGAAGGUUAUGGUAUAACUUCCGACGGCACACAUAUCACUUGGAACUCAGAGAAUCUGCUAUGGUUACCAUCGGAAUACCGCCCACAUCAUAAUUCUGCUUUCGCUGUGUCACUAUCGACAAUAUGUCUUGGUUGUUCUUCCGGGCGGGUGCUAUUCUUCACAUUUGAUUCGGCAAGGCUACCGCAUUUUCUUGCUAGACACUGA